Molecule: messenger RNA, 1981 nt
Organism: Solanum dulcamara
Lineage: Eukaryota; Viridiplantae; Streptophyta; Magnoliopsida; Solanales; Solanaceae
Product: protein DETOXIFICATION 12-like
Exons: 6
Coding region: 219-1661 (480 amino acids)
Biological process (GO): xenobiotic detoxification by transmembrane export across the plasma membrane
Cellular component (GO): membrane
Molecular function (GO): xenobiotic transmembrane transporter activity; antiporter activity
Source: RefSeq, a predicted model, not a curated record
UCUCAUCGCUCUCCGUAUAAAUCUUGAAUUCUAACAAGGUAUUUCAAAAGGGGCCCUUUUUGGAAGUUCGAGACUCCUUUUUUUUUUUUAAUUUACGUAAAAAUUCAAGCUUUUUACAAGGUUUUCUCAAAAGGGUUCCUUUUACAAAUUCAAGACUUCUUUUACAAGGUAUUUUCAAAAGGGAUCUUUUUUAAAAGUUCAAGACUCCUUAAAAAAACAUGGAGAAUGUGGAAGAUGGAUUGUUAGUGAAAGAAAGGGAGUUAGUUGAAUUGAGAUGGGGAGUAAUUUGGGAGGAAGGGAAGGAGGUUGGUUACUUGGCUGGUCCUAUGAUAGUUGUGACACUUUCACAGUAUUUUUUGCAAACAAUUUCAUUGAUGAUGGUUGGUCAUUUGGGUGAACUUUCCCUCUCAAGUACUGCCAUUGCUGUUUCUAUUGCUGGAGUUACUGGUUUCAGCUUUCUUUUGGGAAUGGGCACUGCACUAGAAACUCUUUGCGGACAGGCUUUCGGAGCUAAACAAUAUCAAAGACUUGGUACUCAGACAUACACAGCCAUUUUCUCUCUCUUCAUUGCUUGCAUUCCCAUUGCAGUUUUAUGGAUAUAUGUGGGGAAAUUGCUUACUUUGAUCGGGCAAGAUCCUCAGAUUUCUCAUGAAGCCGGCAAGUUCAUUAAGUGGCUGAUUCCUGCUCUCUUUGCUUACGCAAAUCUUCAGCCACUUAUUCGGUACUUUCUAAUGCAAAGUAUGAUUGCUCCAAUGCUCAUAAGCUCUUGCAUUACGAUAUGCUUCCACAUACCGCUGUCCUGGGUGCUAGUGUUUAGCUCUGGCUUAGGUAAUAUUGGCGCAGCAUUGGCUAUUGGUAUAUCGAUGUGGUUGAAUGUCAUAAUCCUUGCUUCAUACAUGAGGUUGUCUCCUGCUUGUGCAAAAACCCGUGCACCAGUGUCAUGGGAGAUCGUCAACGGAAUGAGAGAGUUCUUUCAGUUUGCUAUCCCUUCUGCUAUCAUGAUUUGUCUUGAAUGGUGGUCAUUUGAGCUGCUCAUCUUACUAUCCGGAGUAUUGCCGAAUCCCCAACUUGAAACUUCAGUACUAUCUAUAUGCCUGAAUACUAUUUCUACCCUUUAUGCAAUUCCAUUUGGUCUCUCUGGUGCUGUAAGCACUCGAGUUUCUAAUCAAUUAGGAGCUGGGAAUCCUCAAGGAGCUCGCGUAUCCGUGAUUUCUGUAAUGCUUAUUGCGGCCACAGAGACAAUACUAGUAAGCACAGCUGUAUUUGUUAGCCGAAACGUAUUUGGCUACAUUUUCAGCAACGAGAAGGAAGUCGUGGACUAUGUUGCAAACAUGGCUCCUCUUCUAUGUCUAUCAGUCAUUACUGACAGCUUUCAAGGAUCCCUUUCAGGUGUCGCAAGGGGAUGUGGUUGGCAGCAUAUCGGAGCCUAUGUCAAUCUUGCUUCGUUUUACCUUUUUGGAAUUCCCAUCGCUGCUUCAUUAGCGUUUUGGCUCAACUUUCGAGGAAAAGGCCUGUGGAUCGGCAUACUUUCUGGUGCAGCUCUGCAAACUAUUCUACUCUCUGUUAUAACAUGCUGCACAAAUUGGGAAAAACAAGCUGCAAUGGCAAGGGAGAGGCUUCAGGCUGAUGAAAAAUCAUCAGUAGAUAACACGCUGAAGUAAAUAAAAUGUUACAAAAUUCUCUUUGAAAAAUACUCGAAUAAUGUUAUAUGGUUUAUUGAGGCAUCUAUGCUCCGUGAAUCCGCGUAUAACAAGAGGCCAAGUGUCAUUUCCUAGUUGUUUGCAGAGCCACGACAACCAUCGAGAUAACCUCCUGAUAUAUGCUGCACUUACUAUCGAGAUUAUGAAUUAUGGUAGAAGAUUAGCAUGUAGUUGAGGAUCCUCCUACUUCUAGUUGUAUGAUUUCAGUAUCAUCUUGAAAUUUACAUUGAAUAUAUACUCUUAAAUUUCCAUAUUAAACUUGACAUGCAUAUUAGUAGUAA